AUGUCAUCUAAUGCGCCAAUCGUGUGGCAUCCGGCACUCAACCUGCAAGCCAAAUCGGCAUCACCGGCUCCGAGCCACUCAGGUCAUGGCUUUGCCCUCAUCAUCCUCAACCAGGCGCUCAAGGAUCUGCAUACAUUGAAGCGACUGUGGUGGAAUGCAUCUUACCGCGUCGCUGCAGACGGCGGCGCAAAUCGCCUCUAUGAUUCAAAUCGGCGUCUGCACAGCACCGGCGAGCGCUACGUCCAAGGGACCGACGCCCUCGACAAUCUAGACGUAAUCAUAGGCGACCUAGACUCGCUCUCCGACACCGCAAGGCGGUACUUCACCCAAGCUAGUCCCGAGCUGCAAAUCAUUCACGACCCAGACCAGUACUCGACUGACUUCGGCAAGGCCGUGCAGCACAUCCGCAACUCCCAUGUCGGCAGAAGCAUCGACAUCGUCGCUAUGGGCGGGCUAGGCGGCCGCGUGGACCAGGGACUGAGCCAACUGCACCACCUGUACGCAUUCCAGACGUCGCCUUCGUACGCAGAGGGCAGAUUGUUCCUCGUCAGCGGGGCUAGUUUGACGUUCUUGCUCAAGGCGGGGAGUCAUCGGAUACACGUCCGCGAGCGCGAUAUUGGGCAUGCUGAUGGCGGAAGGAGGGAGGCGGAGGAAGUCUUUGGGCAAUACGUCGGUAUCAUCCCGGUCAAGGAGCCGAGCGUGAUUAGUACCAAGGGUCUGGAAUGGGAUGUGGAGGAUUGGCCGACGGAGAUGGGUCGGCAGGUUAGCACGAGUAAUCAUGUUCUGCCCGAGACAGAGGUGGUGGAGGUGAAGACGACAGCGGAUGUACUGUUCACGAUCUCGCUAAAGGAGAAGGCGGAGGCUGAGGAGAAACUUCCUUUGUCCAAUACCCCUUUGGGGAGAUGA
Messenger RNA from Pseudomassariella vexata, 906 nucleotides. RefSeq names its product thiamine pyrophosphokinase. Lineage: Eukaryota; Fungi; Ascomycota; Sordariomycetes; Amphisphaeriales; Pseudomassariaceae. Gene Ontology annotation, biological process: thiamine metabolic process; thiamine diphosphate biosynthetic process. The transcript is spliced from 3 exons. The coding region runs from base 1 to 906 and encodes 301 amino acids. The record is from RefSeq and is a predicted model, not a curated record. Gene Ontology annotation, molecular function: thiamine binding; ATP binding; thiamine diphosphokinase activity.